UGUUCAGUGUUCACCAAAUGCUCACUUUCUUCAUUCGCAUGUCGUGGACAAGAGUUUCUCCAUUACUGGAGUGCAUUGACCGAGUCACACACUACGAAGUCCCGUGUAGUUUUACACGGGAGUCCAGUCUAUUUUUGUAAGAGCAGUGUUAUACUAUUUUACUACUACUUUAAUACUAUUCGCCUAUAAAAGAAAUAUUAGGCCGACUAAAAAAAUCCAAUGACAUGUGACGUAUGAUAUGAUCUGAAAGUGAAAGUCUGUAGUUAUAACCUUGUGGAUUAUCUCUGGAGAGUCAAUCUGGAAUGAACUCAGGACUGUAAAGACGCAGAGACUGUAGAAUCAAAACCAUGAAUGCUGUAAAUGCAGUGCAACUGUUCCUACUGGUUUGGAGCUUUUCUACUGUGUGCCAUGGAGAUACGGGUGUCUGCAGUGUGAGCUGUGAUGAUGUGACUGGAACUGUGGGAAAUGAAGUGACUCUCACCUGCAGAGUCUCUGAAAAGUGCAAAGAAGACUGCAUUAAAAUGUUUAAGUUUCUGUAUCCUGAGAACUAUAAAAACUCAGAAAUCUGUAGACAAAAGUCUCCUGGCGGAUCCUGUGAAAAGGAGAACAUCUUCACAUGCAGAUACACUCCAGAUGCAGCAAUAAAUGAAACAAUCCGAUUCUUUAUGCAAACCAGGUCUUCACCAGUAAAAGGGAAAUUCACAGUGGAGAUAUCAGGUACUGCAUGUCUUAUGAAAUCAACAGCUGAUACUGAAGCUCUCAUCAAUGAAGAAGCGCACAAAUACAUGGGCACAUCAGAAACCCGUAAAGAAGAAAAACAAGAUCGUGGAUUUCAGCUUGCUGUUAUUCUCGCGGUGGUGAGCUGCUUCAUCAUCAUCAUCAUCGUUGUUAUUUUCAAAGUGAAGAAAAGUGAAAGCACACGUCCAAGACUCGGACAAAAGGAAAACAGCGACACACUUCUACACAAUGUUUAACAGCUCUGAGUUUUGUUUGGCAUUUGACAUGUUUUACUUACUGUGACCUUUAGCUGCUGAAUUAUAUAAUCAUAGCUUCUCACUUUAUAUGGAUUUCUGUGAAAUGUAAAUGAUUGACCUGCUUGGUUAGUGUGUGUAUAUACUGUAUAUGUGUGAAUCCAUUUUCUUUUUAUUAAAGAGACUGUAGUUUUAAUAAACAUAUUCACAAUUUAAUCCCAACUCAGGUGGAUCCAAAGCCAACAUUCCUUUCUCUGUUAAACAAGAAAGAAUAAGAUAAGAAAAAAAUACUAUGGAAACCAAAAGCUAAAUCUUGCCAACAUUCUUCAGAAUAUCUUCUUUCAUGUUUAAUUGAAGACUCAAUAAAGGUUUGGAUCCACUUUUUUUAAAGGCCUGUAAAAUGUGACCUCUCCUUUAUUCUGACUUGUAGAUGCAGUUAAACCCAUAAGUUUACAUACACUUUAAAAAACGUAACAUAACCAUUUAAAAAAAAAUGUCUGAUGGUAAAUUAUACUAAACGUUUACUAUUUUAGGUCUGUUA
Molecule: messenger RNA, 1512 nt
Organism: Danio rerio (zebrafish)
Lineage: Eukaryota; Metazoa; Chordata; Actinopteri; Cypriniformes; Danionidae
Source: RefSeq, a predicted model, not a curated record